Molecule: messenger RNA, 1269 nt
Organism: Spinacia oleracea (spinach)
Lineage: Eukaryota; Viridiplantae; Streptophyta; Magnoliopsida; Caryophyllales; Amaranthaceae
Product: protein cornichon homolog 1
Exons: 5
Coding region: 188-637 (149 amino acids)
Biological process (GO): vesicle-mediated transport
Source: RefSeq, a predicted model, not a curated record
CGGAGCUGCAACUGCGGUUGAACUUACAACCGAACUGUAACGGAAAAACAUUCUCUCUUCUGCUGCAAUUUCCACCUCCUUUUCUCCGCAUACUUUCCCAAUUUUCUCUUCUGCAACUUUUCCCCCUCCUCACUAUCAUCACUUCAAGCCCCAAUUAAGUUGUUCAGUAUCAAUCUUCACUGAAACCAUGCAUUGGGACUUAAUCUUAUGGCUAAUUUCCCUAAUCUCCAACAUCGUUCUCCUCGUUCUCCUCAUCUACCAGCUGAUAUGUUUGUCGGAUUUGGAGGCGGAUUAUAUGAAUCCAUACGAAACGGCAGCGAAUAUCAAUUCUUUGAUUUUACCAGAGUUUGGAUUGCAGGCAGCUUUCUGUGCUCUUUUUCUUGUUACAGGCCAUUUCUUCAUGUUUCUCGUCACUCUUCCUGUCGCCAUUUAUCAUGCAAGAUUGUUUGCUAGGGGAGAGCAUCUUGUAGACGUGACAGAGAUUUUCAGAGCACUUAGUGUUGAGAAGAAACACCGGUUAAUCAAGCUGGGCCUUUACUUAUUGUUUUUCUUCUUGGUCAUUUUCAGGCUUGUGAUAGCUAUUUAUAAUUCAUUAGCUGAUGAAGAAGAAGCAUUGCAUGGAUUUUGGGUGUUCUAGAUCCCCAAGGUUUAAGCUCUAUAAUUGGUUUUCCCUGUGAUUUUGACCUUUGGCUGUGCAAGUAUCAUUUUUGGGGCUCCAUCAAUAUCUGAGUCAGUGAAGGCUGUGACUAACAGAGAAGCGGCGUGUCAUAAUCAUGGCCACUGAAAUGGUAAAAAUGAUGCCUUUUCAUGUCAUGUUAAAAAGAUGACUACACUAUUUAUGGAAUGGGAAUCUGGCAUCUAAGUUGCUUAUAGUAUUAUCUAAGAAGCCCUUUGUAGUUUGGGUUGAGCGAGAAAGGUUGUUAUUUGGUUGUUCCAGUAAUGGUGUUUGUUGAUGCGACAUGUUUUGCUGCUUCUUGUUGAUUUGCUAGUUAAAACCUGUAAUAGCCUCAAGUUGUGAGGUAGUAUGAAUGAUGUCGAAACCUAACUAGAGCAUAAAGUUUUGGGGCCUCCGAAAGUAGGAAGAUUUUCAUGGAGUUUGUACUGUUGUAGGAUGUGGACUAAAAAGCUUUUUAGGGGCUGACAGUAGAAUUUAAGGUUCACAGAGAAGAGAGGCAUGCUAUGUAGAAAUGGACGUGACAUUCUUGUGCAAUUCCCAUGUGAUGCUGUGUCCAGUUUCUCAUAAUUUCAUGAUUUUUUAAAAUUUGAUUA